Moneuplotes crassus is the source of this 515-nucleotide messenger RNA. Lineage: Eukaryota; Ciliophora; Spirotrichea; Euplotida; Euplotidae. The record is from the annotation of a GenBank genome assembly.
UUUGAAACUAAAAUGAACACUGUAAAAAUCAAGAAUGUUCACGAAGAGACUCAUAUUUGCUUUAGUAUAGAGCAUAUUGGCUAUUUUUACUCGAUAGAGAUUCUCUGGAUAAGGAAAUCAGAUAAAUUUGAACCAAAACACUAUUUCAGACUGCUUCACUAAAGCCUAUCAUUUCUGAGAGUUGUCAGAUCUACUAGAGUGAUGAAAUUAUUAAAAUAGGGGUAAAAUUUUGAACAAUAAAAUGUCAAGUUUUUGAUCAAGCUGUUCAAUAUGGCUAACUCUUUGCUCUAAGACUCAAGUUUAGUGUUUUCUAACUUAAAGCAUGGAGGAAAUUAUGUUCUGACAACUAAAUUUUUCUUGAAGAACUUAUCAAGAGAGGAUAGAGGUCUACAUAAAUCAGAAGAGCUCAUUCAGAUCUUUAUGACUUCUAAAGCAAAGUAGGUAAGAUUCAAGCUUGGGCAAAUGUAUCUUGUAUAAAAUUUACAGCAUGUCUAGAUCAUUUUCAAAGCUUCAAU